AUGCUCUACUGCUGGGGAGAAGGCGCCUCCGGGCAGCUGGGGCUGGGGGAUGCAGCCGAGGGGCGCUCGGAGCCGAUCCGUUUCCGUCCCGGGCCGGACGCGUCCUCGAGGCGCGGCGCGGCGCUUGUGGCCUGCGGAGAGCGGCACACGCUGCUGCUGCACGCCGACGGCUCCGUCUCUUCUUGCGGGGACAACGCCCGGGGCCAGCUGGGAAGGAGGCUCCCCGCCGGGCGGCAGUGCGGCUCCGUGCCAGAACGAAUCCGAGCAUUGGAAGCGCAGGCUGUUGUCUAUGUAAGCUGUGGGAAGGAGCACUCGAUAGCCGUUUGCAGCAACAGAAGGGUUUUCUCUUGGGGAGCGGGCUCUUUUGGACAGCUGGGCACUGGAGAGCUCAAAGACUGCUUCAUCCCCAAGAAAAUAGAUGGCUUGUCUACGUUCGAAAUAAUACAGGUGGCUUGUGGACACUACCACUCAAUAGCCCUGGCAAAAGAUGGCAGAGUCUUCUCCUGGGGGCAGAACACCCACGGUCAGCUGGGAGUCGGAAAAGAAGCUCCUUCCCACAGUCGGCCGCAGCAUGUUUCUGCUCUGGAUGGCAUCCCGUUGGCCCAGGUGGCUGCAGGCGGGGCACAUAGUUUUGCCCUCUCCCUUUCAGGAGUUGCAUACGCGUGGGGAAGAAACAAUGCGCAUCAGCUGGGCUUAAGUCAGAGUGACCCAAAAGAGCAAAUCUUCAAACCGUGCUCGGUGGCUGCGCUGAAAAAUCUCGAUGUGAUUUACAUUAGCUGUGGAGCUGAACAUACUGCCAUCCUCACUGAGAAUGGCAGCGUCUUCACGUUUGGAGACAACUCUGCUGGACAGCUGGGGACUAACUGUUCUGCCCAGAAAAGAGGUCCUCAAAAAGUGGACUGGAUUGAUGGUCCAGUAUCCCAUCUGGCAUGUGGAAGCUAUCACACCCUUGCUUGCAUCUCUGCCUCCAGCCGACUGAUAUCCUUCGGACGUGGCUGCAGCGAGCAUGGCACAGCUUCUUGCACGCAAGAUGAGACCCAGAGCUUUAACAUUAGCGCACUGAUUUCUCCUAACGAAUUGUCGGGCAUCGAAGUAAAGCAGGUUUUUGCUGGAACAUACGCCAACUUUGCCAUCGCACAGGUAUAUCCUGCACCUAAAUGUGCAAACAGAGCUUCCACGUUGGGAGCCUUGCCAAAGAUUAGCCAGCUGAGCAGGGCACUGAUUGACGAAUGGAUGUCAGCCGUGGAAUGGAGUGCAAGACGGCAGAAGGCAGAAAGAGAAAUACAAGUGAUAUUUUCUUCCCCUCCCUGUUUAACAGCAAGCUUUCUGAAACCAAGGUCUAGUCUGGAAGUUGGCUGCUGUAUAACAGUUGACCUGCAAAAAGCAAGAGAAGUAUUCUUUGAGCUUACCAAAAAGGACUGGAUUGCUCUCAAGAUCUUUCUCUCUGUGCUGAAUGUUCUAGUCCAUAGCCUUCCUCUGAACUCUCCUCACCAAGAGGCCCUGUCUUGCUUCCUUCUUGUACCCGAGUGCCUUGAUGCUCUUGAAGCAAAGGACCAGCAGUCCCUAAGCAGGUCCUUUGCAGAAACCAUCUGCAAGCUGAGCAAGCGCUCCUCCGACAUUCUAGAAAAGUUUUGGUCAGCUUUGCCAGUCUCAUUUUUUGACAGAAUAGUUCAGAUGCUUAAGAAGGCUGUGGUAUCUCUGCUGCCUUAUUACUAUUUAUCACCCCAGUGCCUGGAACUGCUCCCGGUCCUGGAAGCCCUUCAGAAACUCUACAGGGUAAACAAGACGACUGGCUGUAAAAUCCGGCUAAGCAACUUCUACAUCUGUGAAAUCUCUCAGGGGAUUGAUCUUUUCUUUGAUUUAUCCAGGUGGCACACAUGGAGUGAUAACCUGAUUCCUUCCCCUGACCUCUCUUUCUGCCGCUUUCCUUUCGUUUUCGACCUCCCAUCCAAGCUGCAGCUAUUCCAUCUUAAUUCCUAUGUCAUGCGAGAGUGCUUAAAGGCAGAUGCUCAGGAGGCGUUGCUCAGCAAUCGGCUGAAUCGAGUUCGGGAGAAUCCCAAGUUGCCCAUCUUUCUCCUGCGGGUGCAGCGCCAUAACCUCGUGGUAGACACUUUGCACAAAUUGAGUCAGGUGGAAGAAGAUUCUCUGAAAAUGGAAUUGGUGGUUGAAUUCGAAGAUGAACCGGAUAGACAUGAAGCCAGCAGGGUUUUGGUUGAAUUCUUCUUCUGCAUGUUUGACGAGAUGGUCCAGUCAGAUUAUGGGAUGUUUAUGUACUGUGAGCAGAAUUCUCCCAUGUGGUUUCCUGCAAAACCUUCAGCAGCAUUAAAGAAGUACUACCUUUUUGGGAUCCUGUUCGGGCUCUGCCUCUGCCACAGGAUCCUUGCUUAUGUACCUUUCCCUCUGGCUGCCUUUAAAAAACUGAUGGGCAAGAAGCCCUCCCUCGAUGACUUGAAAGAGCUGAGCCCUGUCUUAGGAAAGAGUUUGCAGGCAAUUCUUGAUUAUGAACAGGAUGAUAUGGAAGAAAACCUUCAUUUGUGUUACAAUAUAACCUGGGAUAAUGUGAACAUAGACUUAAUUCCAGAUGGCAGUUCGAUAGCUGUGAAUGCUGCAAACAGGAAGGACUUUGUCAGCAAGUAUGUAGAUUAUAUCUUCAGCAAAUCCGUGGAAGGAGUUUUCGAAGAGUUCAAGAGGGGAUUUUAUAAGGUCCUUGACAAACGGGUCGUUGGCUUCUUUGAGCCCCAAGAGCUGAUGCAGGUGGCGAUUGGAGAUGCAAAUUACGACUGGGAUGUAUAUGAAAAGAAUGCUGUGUACUGGGGAAUAUACAGUCCAACACAUCCAAUCAUACGGAUGUUCUGGAAGGUUUUCCAUGAGCUAACUUUGGCUGAUAAAAGAGGCUUCCUGUUGUUUGUCUCAGGAAGUUUCCGGUUCCCUGUAACAGAAUUACAGUCCGUGAAGCUAAAAAUUCACUCACAUAGGUCACUGACAGAAGAGCACAUCCCUGAAGCCCAGACCUGCUUUCAUCUCCUGCUCCUGCCACCUUAUUCCACAGAAGAAAAAUUGAAGGAGAAACUUCUCCAAGCCAUCGAGAACAAUCAGGGCUUUGGCAAGCCGUUAAGUUGCUAA
Molecule: messenger RNA, 3123 nt
Organism: Eublepharis macularius
Lineage: Eukaryota; Metazoa; Chordata; Lepidosauria; Squamata; Eublepharidae
Product: probable E3 ubiquitin-protein ligase HERC6
Exons: 23
Coding region: 1-3123 (1040 amino acids)
Molecular function (GO): ubiquitin-protein transferase activity
Source: RefSeq, a predicted model, not a curated record